AUCAAAUCGAUGUAACGAAUGAAUGAAUAUGAAAGAAUAAUACAAAUAAUAAAAAAAAGGGUUUAGUGAAUGUGUUCGAUCAUCCUUACUUCCUUCCAAUGUAUGUGUGACUGAAACGAAAAAGAAGAUGUGGCAGCGCACCUUAGACACAACCCAUCUCACUCUCAGAACAACCUUACUCCUUCGCUCCUUCCUCUUCUCUCCUCCUCCUUCUUCUUCUUAUUAUUCCUCUUUCACUUUCAGAACAAUCACCACUCUCUCACAAUCUCAUUCUCACUCUUUUCUUCCGUUAUCCCCAACAACAAAACUCACACAACAACAUGUUUCCUUCACCACCCCCCAUUUUCGCUCAUCCAUUAUACGCUGCGUUUCGUCCUUUUCUACACUCGACUGGAACGACGCCGUUUCUUGCUCCGAGGUUGAUGCUGACGUCACUCAUGAUGGAACCCUUGACCAAGAUGCCAAACCUUCCAUUCCUGUUAGAGCUUUCUUCUUCUCUACCAGUGUUGAUUUAAAAAGCUUGGUGGAGCAGAACAAACCAAACUUUGUUACACCCUCAUCACGGAUGACUAAUUAUGUUGUUCUCAAGUUUGGCAAUCUUUGCGAUUCUAAGGGUCCAGGUACUUCUUUCUCGAAUGGAACGAAUGGCUGUUACAUGGUGGUUUUUCAGUAUGGCUCCAUUGUAUUGUUUAAUGUCUCUGAACAUGAGGUGGAUGGCUAUUUGAAAAUUGUUAGGGAGCAUGCAUCUGGUCUGCUUCCUGAAAUGAGAAAGGAUGAGUAUGAAGUUAGAGAAAAACCAGCUUUAAGCACAUGGAUGCAAGGAGGACUUGAUUACAUAAUGUUACAAUACUUAGACGUUGAUGGAAUUCGGACUAUUGGUAGUGUUCUAGGUCAGAGUAUUGCUCUUGAUUACUAUGGCCGGCAGGUUGAUGGAAUGGUUGCAGAAUUUACAGACAUAAAUCGUGAGAUGGAAGCGACUGGAAAAUUCAAGAUGCAAAGGAAAAAACUUUUCCAGUUGGUGGGCAAGGCAAAUUCAAAUCUUGCUGAUGUGAUUCUAAAGCUUGGACUAUUUGAGAGAUCAGAUAUCGCUUGGAAAGAUGCAAAAUAUGGUCAGAUAUGGGAGUAUCUCAGGGAUGAAUUUGAGUUAACUCAGAGAUUUGCAAGUCUUGAUUUCAAGUUGAAAUUUGUGGAGCACAAUAUCCGAUUUCUACAAGAAAUUCUUCAAAACAGGAAAUCAGAUUUCCUAGAGUGGCUCAUCAUUGCAUUGAUUGGGGCUGAAAUUCUGCUGUCUUUAUAUGACAUUGUUCAACGAUCUGCGAUGAAUCUUUAGCAUCAUUUUUUUCUGGUGGAAGGUUGUGUUAUUUGGUACAAAAACACACAAUCUGCCAAUCAACAAAUCCCGGAGAAUAAGAGAUAAUGAGCAACCAGCAGUAAAAUACAUGAGCAGAGUGAUCAAACGAUUAUGGUUAUACUUAUGCAACUUUGUUGCACAAAAUUUCAUUUAUAUUUAUUUAUUUUCCCUUUUCGGGGGCAUGUAAGAACAGCUUGUUUUUGAAUGGGUGUAGCAUUACAGUACUAGGUGCUACUCAUCGAAAUACCACUUGUAAAUAGCAAUUCGAAAUUAUUCUAAUUCGGUACUUUACUAGUUAGUUUGUAUAA
Cicer arietinum (chickpea) is the source of this 1659-nucleotide messenger RNA. Its product is annotated as protein RETARDED ROOT GROWTH-LIKE. NCBI's taxonomy places the organism in Eukaryota, Viridiplantae, Streptophyta, Magnoliopsida, Fabales, Fabaceae. The record is from RefSeq and is a predicted model, not a curated record.